Messenger RNA from Panicum hallii, 660 nucleotides. RefSeq lists its product as uncharacterized. The record is from RefSeq and is a predicted model, not a curated record. The transcript is spliced from 3 exons. The coding region runs from base 1 to 660 and encodes 219 amino acids. NCBI's taxonomy places the organism in Eukaryota, Viridiplantae, Streptophyta, Magnoliopsida, Poales, Poaceae.
AUGGGCUCGGAGCCGGAUGCCUCCACCCCGCCACGACCCGAAGCUGCCCCCCAGGAGGAGGCCACCAAGGCCGCUGCUGCUAUGGAGGCAGCGGCCGCAGCUUCAGGUGACGAGGCCGGGCCCUCACCAGCCGAGCCGGCGGCUGAGGGGGCCGCUGCCACGGCGGAGGCUGCAGCGCCGGAGGCAGCAGAGGUGGCGGCACCGGAGGUAGCGGAAGAGGCGGAGGAGGCGGCACCAGGGGUCGCCGAAGUUGGCAGCAGCGUCUCCCCACCGGCAGAGGAGGAGGAACCGGAGGUUCGCCUGGGUAACCGCAUCAACUCCGUCUCUGCCCGCUACGCCGAGGAGCGCGCCAAGCUCAUGCAUGGGCGCGAGCUUCUGCAGGAGGAGCUGGAGCAAGCUCGCGUCCGAGAGGCGGCGGCGCUCCAGCGGGAGAAGGUGGCCAGGCGGCGGGAAACGGAAGCCCUUGAGGGGCUGAUCGCCGUGGAGGAGAUGAAGGUGGCGUUAGUAGACAGGGAGCGGGUCGCCCAGGAGCUGGCGGCCCAGGCCAGGAAGGCGCCAGCAGCGGUCGAGGCGGAAAAGGCCGCCCUCGCAGAUUUGGCGGCGGCGGCAGCAAAGAAAGAAGAAUGGCUGGCCGCCCGUGAAGCAGAGGAGGGGACCUAA